Messenger RNA from Ruditapes philippinarum (Manila clam), 7849 nucleotides. RefSeq names its product neurofibromin-like. Gene Ontology annotation, biological process: regulation of GTPase activity. The transcript is spliced from 36 exons. Bases 46 to 5538 code for a protein of 1830 amino acids. NCBI's taxonomy places the organism in Eukaryota, Metazoa, Mollusca, Bivalvia, Venerida, Veneridae. The record is from RefSeq and is a predicted model, not a curated record.
CAAUGUCUGUUUGUUUAUUUGUACAGAGAUUUGGACCAGGCCAGCAUGGAGGCAGUGGCCGCUCUACUAGCCGGUCUGCCAUUACAGCCAGAAGAGAGUGACCGUGGUGAUCUCAUGGAGGCUAAAUCUCAACUCUUUCUCAAGUAUUUGACAUUAUUUAUGAACCUGUUAAAUGACUGUUCAGAGGAAGAACAAGACAAGGCCAUGGACCCCAAUCGUAAGAGAAGCACGUCAAAUCUGAGUGCUUUAAGAAAUUGUACAGUACAGGCUAUGUCUAAUCUACUCAAUGCAAACAUAGAUAGUGGACUGAUGCACUCUAUUGCAUUGGGCUACCACAAAGACCCUCAGACUCGAGCUGCCUUCAUGGAGGUGUUGACCAAAAUUUUACAACAAGGUACAGAGUUUGAGACCCUGGCAGAGACAGCACUGGCUGAUAGGUUCGAGAGAUUGGUGGAACUGGUGACUAUGAUCGGAGAUAAAGGAGAACUGCCUAUAGCCAUGGCGUUAGCUACUGUAGUACCUACCUCACAAAUGGACGAGUUGGCUCGAGUGUUCGUGAAUCUAUUUGAUGCGAAACAUUUGCUGUAUCAACUGCUGUGGAACAUGUUCUCUAAAGAAGUGGAGAUAGCAGAUUGUAUGCAGACAUUGUUUAGAGGGAAUAGUUUAGCCAGUAAGAUCAUGGCAUACUGUUUCCGAUUUUAUGGACUCGGAUAUCUACGGGAACUUUUAAACCCCCUCAUCAUGGAGAUGUUUCAAAAAGAACACAGUUGUCAACAGAUUUCAUUUGAGGUGGAUCCUGCCAGGUUAGAGGCAGGUGAAAAUAUAGAAGAAAAUAAAAAGAAUUUGACUAUCAUCACCCAGAAAGUGUUCAAUGCCAUAGUUGGGUCUGCUCAUAAGUUCCCAUCGAAACUGCGAAGUAUGUGUCACUGUUUGUUUCACGUAGUCAAUCAGCGUUUUCAACAAAGUACCGGAGAGGCCGUGUGGACUGUGAUAGGAACAGUGAUAUUUUUACGCUUCAUAAAUCCAGCUAUAGUUUCACCAUAUGAAUCGGGCAUAAUAGAUGUGGAGGCUACACCAAAGAUAAAACGAGGUCUCACAUUGAUGUGUAAAAUCAUGCAGAAUAUUGCCAAUCACUUGCUAUUUACCAAAGAAAACCACAUGAGAGGCUUUAAUGAUAUUCUCAAAGCCAACUUUGAGGCUGGUAGAAGGUUUUUCACAGAGAUAGCAUCAGAUGUUGAUAUACCGGACACUGGCAACCAUAGCUUGUCUUUCAUUAAUGAUGCCAAUGUUUUAGCUCUGCACAGACUCCUGUGGAAUAACCAGGAGAAGAUUGGAGACUAUCUCUCCAGUAGUAGAGAUCACAAGGCUGUUGGACGUCGACCAUUUGACAAGAUGGCAACAUUACUGGCGUAUCUUGGACCACCAGAACACAGACCUUUAGACUCACAAUUGUCCAUGACCAAGAUUCAUCUGUUAGCAGACUCGAGGUGGAGUUCAAUGGACAUGACCAGCACCAAGUUUGAAGAGAUUAUGUCAAAGCACAACAUGCAUGAGAAAGAUGAGUUCAAGUCCCUGAAAAACCUACAUAUAUUUUACCAGGCCGGCACCAGUCGAGCCGGAAACCCAGUGUUCUACUACAUUGCCAGAAGAUAUAAAGUUGGUGAGAUUAAUGGUGAUUUGUUGAUUUACCAUGUGUUGUUGACGUUGAAGCCCUAUUACAACAAACCAUUUGAACUGGCUAUAGACUUUACACAUACAUGUGCUGAAAACAGAUUUAGGACUGAUUUCUUGUCUAAGUGGUUUGUAGUGAUGCCAGAAGUGGUAUAUCAGAAUAUUGUCGCUACCUAUAUAUAUAACUGUAACUCCUGGGUCAGAGAAUAUACAAAGUUUCAUGAUAGAAUACUCACUCCAUUAAAGGGUAACAGAAAGCUUGUGUUCAUAGAUCAUCCAGCGAGGUUAAAUGAGUAUAUAGAUGUAGAUCAUCAGAAAUUACCUGGAUCUACUGUAGCCCUCGAGGAAGAUCUCAAAAUAUCAAAUAAUGCUCUAAAACUUUCUCAUAAAGAUACCAAAGUCACUAUAAAGGUUGGACCAAAUGCUAUACAGAUAACAUCAGCAGAGAAGAGUAAGGUGCUGGGACACCAAGUAUUACUUAAUGAUGUCUACUAUGCCUCAGAAAUAGAGGAGGUAUGUCUGGUAGAUGAUAACCAGUUUACAUUAACCAUUUCCAAUGAGACUGGUCCCCUGUCUUUCAUCCACAAUGACUGUGACAAUAUUGUACAUGAUAUUAUCCACAUACGUACACGCUGGGAACUGUCCCAACCGGACACGGUCACCGUUCAUACGAAGAUCAGACCUAAAGAUGUGCCUGGCACCUUGCUCAAUGUAGCACUUCUCAACCUUGGUAGCUCAGAUCCCAGUCUUAGAUCUGCUGCCUACAACCUGUUGUGCGCUCUCACUCAAACCUUUGACCUGAAGAUAGAAGGCCAAUUGUUGGAAACUACAGGUUUAUGUAUACCUGCAAACAACACUAUAUUUAUCAAGUCCAUAAGUGAGACACUUGCGGCCAAUGAGCCUCAUCUGACCCUAGAGUUCCUUGAGGAAUGUAUACAGGGGUUUGGCAACUCUAACAUAGAGCUCAAACAUUUGUGUCUAGAGUAUAUCACACCAUGGUUACCUAAUCUUACCAGGUUUUGUAGACACACAGAUGAGAAUAAAAGACAAAAAGUGGCCCUGAUACUAGACAAACUUAUUACCAUGACUAUAGAAGAAGUUGAGAUGUACCCCUCAAUACAAGCUAAGAUCUGGGGCAACAUUGGUCAAGUGGCAGACCUGUUAGACAUGGUACUAGAUAGUUUCAUCAAGCGCAGUGUGACAGGAGGGCUGGGUUCGAUACAGGCAGAGAUCAUGGCUGACACAGCAGUGGCGCUCACGUCAGCCAAUGUACAACUUGUCUCACGGAAAGUUAUUGGACGGUUAUGUCGGUUAAUAGACAAGACAUGUACAUCACCUACCCCGACGUUGGAGCAACAUUUGAUGUGGGAUGAUAUAGCUAUAUUGGCCAGAUAUCUUCUUAUGUUAUCUUUCAACAACUCACUAGAUGUUGCGAGUCAUUUGCCAUUCCUGUUUCACAUAGUAACGUUACUGGUUUGCACGGGGCCACUGUCGUUACGUGCAUCAACACAUGGCCUAGUCAUCAAUAUCAUCCAUUCCUUGUGCACGUGUUCACAACUACAGUUCUCAGAAAAUACUCUGAAAGUGUUGAAGAUGAGCCUGGCUGAGUUUUCACUGCCCAAAUUUUACCAGCUGUUUGGUAUCAGCAAGGUAAAAUCAGCAGCUGUGAGUGCGUUCAGGACAAGUUUCCGGCCUGGAGACAGAUCAUUCACAAUGUCGCCACCAGAACAUGAAAAAAUGCCCCUGUGUUCAUUAGAAACCAUUGUUGAUGCUUUACUAGAGAUUAUGGAGUGUCAAUUUCAGGCGUGUAAUAAGGAUAUACGUAAUUGUGAUUGGCUACAACAGUGGACAGAUUUAUCAAAGAGAUUUGCAUUCCAGUAUAACCCAGCUCUACAGCCACGGGCUAUCAUAGUGUUUGGAUGUAUAAGUAAAUCAGUCACAGAUUCUGAGAUUAAACAAAUGUUGAAAAUACUCAUGAAGGCUUUAGAGUCAUUCCAGGAUUUGGUUCUUAUAGAAUCUAUAGUGAUGUGUUUGACCAGGCUUCAACCCAUGCUAAGAGCUGACUCCCCGAUUCACAAGUUUUUGUUCUGGGUAGCUAUAUCAGUGCUACAGUUAGAUGAGGUGUCCCUGUACGCAGCUGGACUGUCUCUGUUAGAGCAGAAUUUACACACCCUCGAUAAUAUUGGUAUCCUAGAAAAUGAUUCAUUAGAACGUAUCAUGAUGGAGACAAGGGAUCCACUACAAUGGCAUUUUAAACAACUUGACCAUGCCAUGGGGCUCAGUUUUAAGGCCAACUUUAACUUUGCUCUUGUUGGACAUCUGUUAAAAGGAUUCCGACAUCCUAUCCAGACAACUGUAUCUCGUACCAUACGUGUUCUACAUCAUUUAUUGGCCAUCACUAGUAAACCAUUAGGAAGGGAUAAGUUUGAAGUAAAUCCACAGACGGUGCCAUACCUAGCGGCUUUAGUGUCGGUAUCUGAGGAGGUGAGGAGUCGAUGUCACUUAAAACACAGAACUAGUCAGUAUAUGAUGACAGACUCGCCCUCCAGUGACAGUCUUAGUGCUGAGAUGUCCCAGACUGUGUCAAACACUGCUAACCAGGGUAUGACUGGAGCCCCAUCAAAUGUAUCUGUAUCAACAACCAGUAACGGAACCAUGUCAUCUGCUACAAGUAUAUCCCAGGCACAUAGUUCAAGUUCCGUGUCUACAGCCGCUUCAGCCUCCUCUGGCUCCAGUACCAGUGUUGCAGCCACACCACCGCCAACUCCGGCAUCCCCAGCUGCCCCACAAACGCCGGUACCCACAACCCCUACACCUACAACCCCAGCAUCAACAGCUGGUAGUCAGUCCCAGUCACCACCAUCUAGUGGAGGUCCUAUCAGACAGAAAUCAUGGGAACUCUUGGACCAACAGGCAAUGACAGCGGCCAAAAAAGCAACAUCUGUUCCUCACCAAAUACAAAAUGCAGCUGCAAAUGUUGCACAAAGUAACAGUGCUAAGGUAUGGCGAAGUUUGGACAACGAGACCAAUGCUGCAGCUGGCACGGGUGCUGGUGCUGUUUUACCAAGUAGACCACCUCUGUUCAAGACACGGAGCAGCUCCAUGCCUGUUCCAGGUACAAAGAAAAUGGACAGUGGGAAAUCUCAGAGUCGUCCUGUACGUGGAUCUGUCUCUAAUGAGAACAAUAUAUUACUGGAUCCGGAGGUGCUUACAGAUUAUCCUACACAAGUGCUUGUAUUGACUGUACUGGCAACUCUUGUAAGAAACACAACAGACGAGAAUGAGGCACGGAUAUUGUACGAGUACUUGGCUGAGGCCUCCGUUGUCUUCCCUAAAGUGUUCCCUGUCAUUCAUAGUUUAAUGGAUGCGAAGAUCAACAAUGUGUUGAACCUAUGUCAUGAUCAGGCUAUCCUGAAUGCAGUACAAUGUAUUAUACAGAAUAUGAUCGCAUGUGAGGAUGCCUCACAACAACAACUCUCUUAUCUCAUGAGUAUAGGAUUUGGUGGACUGUGGAGAUUUGCUGGAACAUUUACAAAGUCACCACAGAGCAGUGACACAGCAGAAUUGUUUGUGAACUGUUUAGAGGCCAUGAUGGUAGAGACUUGUCUCCCUGGUGACGACCUUGACAUUCUUAACCCGUACCCAAGUUCACUGGGAAUUUCUUCAAAUCUCAACCUUUCAAGCUCCAUGUCUAGCCUCAGUGUGGGCAGCAUGCACUCCCCUACAGACAAAGAUAAUGACAAGAACGGGUCCGGAGCUAAUGGUGCUCGGAUCAGACAUGGAUCUGCUAAUAAUGUUUCUAGUAAAAACAGGGCUGGUAGUUUCAAGCGGAAGGACAGUAAGAAAAAGAUUGACAGCCUAGAUUAGUUGAAUCUUGGUUCAAAGAACAGUCUAAACUGACUUGAAUCUUGGUUCAAGAUAACAAAAUUCUUCAUACACUGGAUUUAACAACAACAAAAAACCGUUACGUUAAAAAAAGUUUUACUGGAACAUAAGUUGUGAUAAUGUUAGAUAUUAUUGAUGUGUUUGAUUUAUGAAUUAUAUGUUGUUACACAGAACACAUCAUCUUAUUAGUUAUAAAAAAGACUUUAGCUUUAUAUUCAUAUAGGUAAACUUCAGUAUUUUUGAAGUUAUCUUUAAAACUUACAUAAUUUAGAGAUCUGCUUUUAAUACAUCUUCAUUGUAUCUGUAAUGAAAUAACUUCAUUUAGUUUUACUCCUUGAUUUUUUACAGAGAUAAUUAUUUGUCUGUGCCACUGUGCCAUCUUGAAUACUAGUAUUUUAGAUGGAAUUCCCUUUAUUCAAGAGUGGACAUUCCAAAAUGAAAGCAAUGCAAGUCCAUUGAACACAUAAAAUUGAAGCAACGUUAAUUAAGAUAUGUUAAUUAUUCUGUAUUUUACCUGAAUAAAAUUUGUUUUACAUUUAUAUUACAAUUGGGAGAUGAUAUGCUCCUCGACAGCUGGAUGCCCUGAUUAUUUUAAACUGUGUACUCUUACAGUUUUCUUUGACUGCUAAAAUUGGUUAUUUAUUACUGACAAUUACUGUGUAACAUGAUUUUGAAACAAGGUUAUAAGCUUAAAUAAUGUUGAUCUUACUUGUAGUAAAAAAACAAGUCAUUGCCAAUCUGUAGUGAAGUUUGCCUACUGAUUUUUUCCCCUAUUGUUUUGUUUAAGAACAUUUGAAUAUUUUAUUAAAUAUUGGACUUUGUGUUUAUAUAUAAAUAUUGUGUCUCUGAUGAGAUAUGAAUAUUGUUGUUAAGAUGUGAGACAUAUUUUGUUAAUGUGUAUAUAAGAAAAGGAACAGUUUCUAGUCCCGUAUUAUUAUAAUUUUGUGUAUUAUAUAUUGUUACAUUAUUUAUUGCUUGCAUAAUUCUCAUCCCCCAGCUUCAUUAUUUCAGCAUAUAAUGUAUAGUACUUUCCCAAAAAAAUGUCUUUAUGACAUAUAUGUUAUCAGCUAAAUUAUCAUUUCUCUGUAUAUCAAGUGUUUAAUUUUUUCUCGCUAGUUUUUGUUGUGAUCAUGAGUACCUGCCCAUAAUGUUUUCAACGUUUUAUUAUGGAGCCCCCUCCCCAUGUGUCUGGAUUGUGACAUUGUAACUAUAGCGAUGUUAUGAAUCAGUGAGUCGAGUAUCCAGUGGUUGUAAUUAUCUUUUUAUCACUGUGUUAAUAUAAGGACAUGUGUUAAUAUUAGGACAUUUGUGUUUAAAUUGGGAUAUGUGUUUUAAUAUUAAGACAUAUGUGUGUUAAAAUUGGGAUAUGUGUUUUAAUACUAAGACAUGUGUGUUAAAAUUGGGAUAUGUGUGUUAAAAUUGGGACAUAUGUGUUAAAAUUGGGACAUGUGUUUAUAUAUGGACAUAUGUUAUUAUCAAAACAUUUGUGUUGAAAUAAGGACAUAUGUGUUAAUAUUAGGGCAUAUGUUACUAAUAUUAGGAUGUGUGUUAAAAUUAGUACACACAUGUAUGUGUUAAUAUUAGAACAUUUGAUGUCAGCUUUGAUGAAAUAGAGAUAAUGUUAUUGCCAAAGUUGUUUAUUGAGCCAUUGUUAUUUAUUUCAUGAAAGGAUUUAGUUGUGAAAGUCUUUGUAUUUAUUUCAUUUUUCAAGAGUACAGAUUGUUAAAUUAUUUACACAACACUGUUUGCUACCAUUUAAAUACUAGAAUAAUUGAAUAUGUUGGCAUCAUAUUUAUGAAAUUUUUUAUCAGAUUUGUGUCCAAUUAAAAUGAAAACCAUUUAGUUAUUUAUCAAAUGAAGAACUUUCCAGUUAUGUAACUGGCUGUAACAAAUCAAGUAGUGUUGCUGGUUUGUAGAUGAUAAAGAUGAUAGUCAUCCAAUAAUAAGUUGGACUGGUUAAAAUUCUCUGGAAAACUUGAUACUAAAUGUCUUCAUCAUUCUAUAUAUCUUCAGUACCUUUAUAUCUUCCUAUUUCUUAAUUACUGACAUUCAUCUGCAAGCUUGGUCCUCAAAAGGAAUUCAUAUAACUGGCUUUUAUUUCCAAGAACAGGUCAAAAUCAAAUGGUUCAAAUUAUAUGAUGUCAUUGAUGACAUCACUUGUUGUAUGACUUGUCAUAAGAAAUUCAUUUUGUGUAAAAGUUCGGGGUGUUUCUUACCAGUAACUGGAAUAAAGGAUGUCCGUAAAAAACAUUGUUUACUAUUCUUCAUUGGUCAAGUUAAAGGACUCCCCUAA